Molecule: messenger RNA, 1392 nt
Organism: Rhipicephalus sanguineus (brown dog tick)
Lineage: Eukaryota; Metazoa; Arthropoda; Arachnida; Ixodida; Ixodidae
Exons: 2
Coding region: 1-1392 (463 amino acids)
Molecular function (GO): protein dimerization activity
Source: RefSeq, a predicted model, not a curated record
AUGCCUAAGACGCCUCCCGGAAGCAGAAGCAGCAGCCCCCAUCGCACGCUUCCAGUUGACGGCGCCAUUGCGCAGCGAGCAAGCCGCCGCUUGCUGAACUUACCUCCGGAGUUCGGCGGUCUCCCAAUCAAGAUGACGACGAAGACGGCAGGAACUAACACCACCGACGCAACCACGGCACCAAUUGUCUUCCAGCAGCCACGAGAGCCGCCGAAAUUCCAUGGCUCUUCGUGGGAAGACGCCCAGGAAUGGCUUGAAAAGUUCGAAAGGGUAGCCGCUCUUAACGACUGGGACGAUGACAGCAAGCUCAGUGGAUCUGCCGUUCACUCCAUGUACGAUGUGCAAAAAAGGUUGUCUUUGUCAGUGACAGAGCCGCAGCGUCUCAGCGAUACACGAUGGGCCUGCCAGAUAGCGGCUUGCAGAGCUGCAAUGAAAAGCUUUCCUGCAAUCCUUGUAUAUCUCGCCGAAGUCAUCGCUACAAACAGCAGGCGGGCAACGGAAGCUAGGGGUCUGCUUGAGCAAAUGAACUUCUCGUUUCUCUUCCAUUUAAGCCUAUUUACCAAGGUACUUAGCCGCCUUAAGGUUCUUUCGGACCUAUUGCAAAGUAGAGACUGCAAUCUUAGUCAGGCAUGCAUCAUGGCACGCACAGUCAUUGACGAGUUCUCCGAAAUGAGAAAUUCGCAGAGCGCAUUUGACACUGUGUGGGCGCAAACCUGCAGUAUUUCUGAGGAGAACGGGGUGCCCCAAAGGGAAAAGCAGAGAACGAAGCGUCUUCCGCUCCAUUUGGAGCAGUUUGUAUUGAGUGGAGGACGGCCCGUUGAAGAAGAGUCUCCAGGUUCAAAGGAAACAUUCAGAGUCAAAGUUUUUCUACCCGUUUUGGACCACCUCAUUGCGGAACUGACUAGGCGGUUCACGGAGAAUAAUGAUGUGCUCUGCGGAGUCAGCGCCCUUCACCCCCAGAGUGAGAAUUUUAUGGACAUCUCCUUACUCAAGCCUUUCGCUGAGCACUAUGCAUGCGACAUCGACAGCGUUGAAGUUGAGUGCAAGUUGGUAAUAAAACUUCUUCAGCGCAUCGAAGCCGAAAGAAAGUGCAAGAUAAAAACAUUGAUGCAAUUGGUGACUGUCUUGGGAGAGUAUAAGCUAGCCUUCCACGAACUGCACAAGCUAGGUGUUAUCGCUGUGACGAUACCGGCAUCGUCAUCAUCUUGCGAGCGCACAUUUUCAUGCCUUCGAAGACUGAAGACUUAUCUUCGCAGCAGGAUGACCAACAACCGUCUGAGCGACCUAGGUGUGCUUGCGGUCGAGCGAUCUCUUUCCAAUAAGAUAGAUCUUCAGCGUGUUGUUGACAUGUUCGAUGCUGCGUACAGUAAUCGACGUAUACGUCUACACUAA